AUCUUCCACCAUCUUCUUCUCUCCAACUCUCAAUCUGGGUCGUUCACUUUCUCUUCUUUCUUUCACUUUUCAACCUUCCGUUCAAGCUUCACCCUUAUCUCUUCCCUCUUAAUUCUUAUUCUUAAUAUUAGUAAUUAUUAAUAAAAAAGUAAACUUUUUUUCUUCUUUUUUGUGGGUAUUUGUUGAUUUUUAUUUUCAGUGCGUUGCAAGUGGUAGUGAGUAGUGACAGAGCCUAUUGUUUUGGAUCUUUGGUUUUAAAAUUUUGAUUUUUUAUUUAAUUUAUUAAAACUGGGUUUGUUGAUGAGUGCUUCUGAACAUGUGGGGUUUUAUUCUUUGCCCCCUAAACAAAGGCAAAUGUUGAAUUUUUUAUUUUUGUUUUUGUUUUCUUUAAUUGGUCUAUGAGCGUGAUUUUGGGGAUAGGGUCUGUGUUGGGUUGCAUAUAAAAAUAAAAUAAAAAAAUCCCUUUUUUGGUUCUCUUCUCAAACCAUGGAACCAAAUCUUUCCCUUUGUGUAUUCUGUGUGUAAUAGCUUUGAUUCAUUUCAGUUAAGUUAGUUGGUCUUGUGUUGUUUUGUUUUGUGUGUGAUUGAUGCAGAGAAAAGGAAGAAGAAGAAUGGCAUGCUGAGAGUUUUGAAAAGUGUUAAGUGUUGAUACUUUUUGUUAGGUAGUUCCAUUUGUUGAAGGUGGAAAGAAAAAAAAAAGAAUAAAAAUAAAAUAAAAUAUAAAAUGGGAUCUGGUAAUGAAGUUCAUUCUGUUGGAGAGUUCAAUUUAGAUGCCAAGUGGCUUAUAGAUCCCAAGCAACUCUUUGUUGGCCCAAAAAUUGGGGAAGGUGCUCAUGCCAAGGUCUAUGAGGGAAAGUAUAAAAAUCAGAAUGUUGCUGUUAAGAUUAUCAACAAAGGAGAAACCCCAGAACAGAUUUCGAGGAGGGAAGCUCGGUUCGGAAGAGAGGUAGCCAUGCUAUCGAAAGUUCAACACAAGAAUCUGGUUAAGUUUAUUGGGGCCUGCAAAGAACCUGUUAUGGUUAUAGUAACUGAACUUCUAUUAGGUGGAACGCUGCGCAAAUAUCUCUUGAGUAUGCGGCCAAACUGCUUGGAUAUGCGUGUGGCAGUUGGAUUUGCCCUUGAUAUUGCUCGAGCAAUGGAAUGCUUACACUCCCAUGGGAUCAUUCAUCGGGAUCUUAAACCGGAUAAUUUGAUCUUAACAGGAGAUCAUAAAACAGUUAAACUUGCUGAUUUCGGUCUGGCCAGAGAAGAGUCUUUAACGGAGAUGAUGACUGCGGAAACUGGGACAUACCGUUGGAUGGCUCCAGAACUUUAUAGCACCGUCACUCUGCGACAAGGCGAGAAGAAACAUUACAACCAUAAGGUUGAUGCUUACAGCUUCGCGAUUGUGUUGUGGGAGCUGAUCCAUAAUAAGUUGCCAUUUGAAGGCAUGUCUAAUUUACAGGCCGCAUACGCGGCUGCUUUUAAGAACACAAGGCCUAGUGCUGAUGACCUUCCUGAGGAUUUAGCCAUGAUUGUAACUUCAUGUUGGAAGGAGGAUCCAAAUGACCGACCGAAUUUCACGCAAAUCAUACAGAUGCUUCUCCGAUAUCUCUCCACCAUUUCUCCACAAGAGCCGGUUGUUCCUCAGCGGAUGAAUUCAUCGGAGAAUGCCGUAUUGCCACCGGAAUCCCCCGGCACAAGCGCUUUGAUGUCUAGGAGAGACGACUCCGGGGAAAUCCCGAAAGCCGGUAUGGAAGACAGACCUAAAGGGUUUUUCUUCUGCUUUAACCAGUGUUACUGAUUAUGAUCCCACAAAAGGGCACCCCUCAAUAUCAGUUAGGGAAGAAAAACUAAAUAAAGAUCACAUGCACCAAUUGUAACUGCUAGAAUCUUGAUAAGAAAAUGUUAACUAUGAUGAUCAAAUAAGUCAAGUUUAGUAGCAAUUGUAACAAAGAAGGCACCUUAGCUCUCAGCAAGAGUUGCAAGCUUUUUAACAUUAUGUUGACUUAUUUCUGACUGGCAUAUCCAAGAAAAGCUCAGAAAAUUUUGGGGUCAAGGUUGCUGAGAUGUAAUAUCAUUGUAAAUUAUAAGGUUUCAUAUAAUUGCCUUCA
Arachis stenosperma is the source of this 2093-nucleotide messenger RNA. RefSeq names its product serine/threonine-protein kinase STY13. Gene Ontology annotation, biological process: protein phosphorylation. The record is from RefSeq and is a predicted model, not a curated record. Gene Ontology annotation, molecular function: protein kinase activity; ATP binding. Bases 725 to 1783 code for a protein of 352 amino acids. Lineage: Eukaryota; Viridiplantae; Streptophyta; Magnoliopsida; Fabales; Fabaceae. The transcript is spliced from 6 exons.